This is a messenger RNA of Hibiscus syriacus, 601 nucleotides long. Its product is annotated as CASP-like protein XL3. The record is from RefSeq and is a predicted model, not a curated record. The coding region runs from base 39 to 587 and encodes 182 amino acids. NCBI's taxonomy places the organism in Eukaryota, Viridiplantae, Streptophyta, Magnoliopsida, Malvales, Malvaceae. The transcript has 3 exons.
GCAGAACGUUGGAUAAUUGAUUGGAACCAGAAAGAGAGAUGGAAUCGGGGAUUCAGAAAAUGGAAGCCUUGCUUAGACUUACUGCGUUAUCGAUGUUGGUUUUGACUGCUUUCUUAGUUGGCUUCGACUCUCAAAGAAAUGUCGUCUUCUACAUUGAAAAGAAAGCUUCCUUCCAGGAUUUACGUGCUCUCGUUGGAUUGGUGUAUAUCGAUUCAUUGGCUGCUGCUUAUAACCUACUUCAACUAAGUUGUUCUUCGUUCUCAGCCUGGUGCAAAGGAAGAUCAUUGCAAUCUUGCACGUAUGUAGCUUGGCUUCGUUUUGUUUUGGACCAGGCAGCAGUGUACGUGGUGUUUGCAGGGCACUUAGCGGCAACGGAGCAUUCGCUUCUGGUGGUGACGGGAGAAGAGAACUUCCAAUGGGUAAAGUGGUGCAAUAAAUACACUCAAUUCUGCUUCCAAAUCGGAGGGUCGCUGCUCUGCGGCUUCGUAUCAAGUGUCGCAAUGAUUUUCAUCGCUUCCAUCUCCGCUUUCAACUUGUUCAGGCUCUAUUUCCCCACCAACUUCAUGCACUUGAAGCCCAAAUCAUAGGUUACUUGUCAACC